AUGACUCCACAGCCACCACCCAUCAACCCUUUGUCAUGGCCAUUGCCACAGCCUCUAUUGGACAUAGAGCUGGAGGGCAUGCUGGAUGCAAAUGAGCCGAACCAAUGGAUGCAAGAGGACCCUCAUUUUGAUACUAAUACUGGCUACGAAUUCCAACCAUUUCCUUUAGACAUCAGUUAUCUGGAAUGGUCGCAGUGGACAAAUUCUGAGUCACACCUCAUACCAACCGCUGAUGCACAACCUGGACAUCAAGAUCAUGAAGAACUAAAGGUUUCAGAAAAUCUAUAUGAUACUGCUCCGCCUUUAGCAGCAGAAUAUGUUGACCCAUCCCUGUCCCAACCAAGUCUCGCCAAUGUCUCACAGUGGCUUGAUGGGGCAUAUCGUCCUCCUGUAUCAUGUGCCCAUUGUCGCAGGCAUCGGCUGCAAUGUCUGAUAAUUCGCACUGGGCCCGCCAAUCCAAAUCCCAAAAAUUCCUGCUCAAGCUGCGUAGCCCUUUUUCGGGAAUGCAGCUUAGCAAAGGGAGAGAAACGCCUCCCGUCGGGCUUUGAAACUUUCUCGCCGGUCUUAGGCCAUCUCCACGGUGUGCCGGAAGAUGGAAACCCGUUACCCGCUACCACUGUGGACAAUGGCGAUGAACGAAAAGAACCUAAACAGUUCCUCAGAAAAGGAGCUAGAGUUCUUCGCGAGUGGUUCUAUCAAAAUCAAGAAUAUCCUUAUCCAACAGAUGCACAGAAGAACCAGAUGGCCCACGAGACUGGCUUCUCCCCAAAGCGCAUAUCAACCUGGUUUGCAAACGCCCGCCGCCGUCAAAAGCAAAAGAUCCAGGCUGCGGGGCUUUCUUCCACAUCCCGUAUGCGCUCAGGCUCCCCCAUGGUCACCAGCACGUUGUCUUCCCUGACUCCCAUGGAACGAUGGCAGGCUUCCCCACCAGAAGACGAACCUGUUCCAGAACUGGCCAUUCAACAUGCCAUUGCCUCUGGCUCGAUGCAGUCGGACGACAGCCUUGACCCGUCCCAGCUCGAUGGGUCUAUGAUGGAUUUCUUCAAUUUCGCCGAAAGUUCGUCCCAUUUGGCGUCCUCUGUAUCGAGCAUUGGAAGCAAGUUGUCUGAGACAUCUGAUAGCACCUCUUCAGCGUGGAGCUACCAUUCCUCGGCAGACGCGGGGCUACCAUUCCCACUGCUCCCAAAACAAACUAAACCCAAGCGCAUCCGAGGACGGCAGCGAGCAACAGUAGACUAUAAUUACCAGUGCACAUUCUGUUCGCAGUCCUUCAAGAAGAAACACGACUGGGCCCGCCACGAGAAAAGCGUUCAUCUUACCCUGGACUCCUGGCUUUGCACUCCAAAUCUCAACAGCGUCCAACAAGCGUUUGAACUCCAGUCUUCUGAAUGCUCCUUCUGCGAUGUUCUUUCCCCAACGCCCGCCCAUUGGGAAGAGCAUGAAUUCCAAGUGUGUGCCGAUAAGCCUGCCCAAGAGCGAUCAUUCAGUCGAAAGGAUUAUCUAUGGCAGCAUCUGCGCAAAUUCCACAGUUGUACGAAAGCCCCCGUGGCUGACCUCGAAUCCUGGCGCGGAUCGGGUACCAACGUCGAAAGCCGCUGUGGUUUCUGUGGAUGUUCACUGUCCACCUGGUCAGCUCGGGCGGAGCACCUGGCAGCUCAUUUCAAGAAAGGGUCUCGUAUGGAUCAAUGGGAAGGUGAUUGGGGUCUGGAUGCAUCUGCCUUAAGUAUUUUACGCAACGCAGUCCCACCAUCUCAGCGGGCCGGCGUAAACAUGUCUGUUUAG
Messenger RNA from Penicillium robsamsonii, 1782 nucleotides. RefSeq names its product Homeodomain. Lineage: Eukaryota; Fungi; Ascomycota; Eurotiomycetes; Eurotiales; Aspergillaceae. Bases 1 to 1782 code for a protein of 593 amino acids. Gene Ontology annotation, biological process: regulation of DNA-templated transcription. Gene Ontology annotation, molecular function: DNA binding. The record is from RefSeq and is a predicted model, not a curated record. The transcript has a single exon.